AUGGCUACAAAUGGAGAUUUCUCCGACGAGAGUCAGCCUGGUUCUCCCAUCCUCGACGCCAACAAUGCCCAAGACUUUGACGACCAGGAGCCUCUUGAUAAGCCCGUCAAGUCUGCCCUGAAGAAGCCAUCUGCAACUACAAAGCAACGCCCUGUCCUUCCCGAACAGCCUGAACCUGAGACCUUGGACCUGUCAAAAUUGACUCCUUUGUCCCCCGAGAUUAUUGCUCGCCAAGCUACUGUGAACAUCGGCACAAUCGGACACGUCGCUCACGGAAAGUCCACAGUUGUCAAGGCUCUGUCUACUGUGCAAACCGUCAGAUUCAAGAACGAAUUGGAGCGCAACAUUACCAUUAAGCUCGGUUACGCCAAUGCCAAGAUUUACAAGUGUGACAACUCUGCGUGCCCUCGCCCGACAUGCUACAAGAGUUAUGGUAGUGACAAGGAGGUUGACCCUCCCUGUGAGCGCGAGGGCUGCACUGGCCGGUAUAAGUUGGAGCGUCAUGUGUCCUUCGUCGAUUGCCCAGGUCACGACAUUCUGAUGUCUACCAUGUUGUCUGGUGCCGCCGUCAUGGAUGCUGCUCUCCUCCUUAUUGCCGGAAACGAAACUUGCCCUCAGCCCCAAACUUCAGAGCAUUUGGCCGCUAUCGAAAUCAUGAAGCUCAACCACAUCGUCAUUCUGCAGAACAAGGUCGACUUGAUGCGCGAGGAAGGUGCCCUGCAGCACUACCAGUCCAUCCUCAAAUUCAUCCGUGGUACCGUUGCUGAUGGCUCUCCCAUUAUCCCUAUCUCCGCCCAACUCAAGUACAACAUCGAUGCCGUAUGCGAGGGCCUCAUUUCCCGCAUUCCCAUCCCCGUUCGCGACUUCACCGCCUCCCCUCACAUGAUGAUCAUUCGUUCCUUCGAUGUGAACAAGCCCGGUGCUGAGAUUGAUGAGCUUAAGGGUGGUGUCGCUGGUGGAUCCAUCCUUAACGGCGUUAUCAAGCUUAACGAUGAGAUUGAAAUUCGUCCCGGUUUGGUCACUAAGGACCAGGAGGGCAAAAUCCAAUGCCGUCCCAUCUUCUCUCGCAUUGAGUCUCUAUUUGCUGAGGCAAACCCUCUCAAGCUUGCUGUUCCUGGUGGUCUGAUUGGUGUGGGAACAAGGAUCGAUCCUACUCUGUGCAGAGCUGAUCGUCUGGUCGGUUUCGUCUUGGGCCACCGUGGUCAACUCCCUGCCAUUUACACCGAAAUCGAGGUCAAUUACUUUUUGCUCCGUCGCUUGUUGGGUGUGAAGACUGCCGACGGCAAACAGGCCAAGGUUGCCAAGCUGGCCAAGAACGAGGUGCUGAUGGUCAACAUCGGUUCGACCGCCACCGGUGCUAAGGUCCUGGGUGUCAAGGCUGAUGCAGCCAAGCUUAGCUUGACCAGUCCCGCUUGCACUGAAAUUGGAGAAAAGAUUGCCAUCAGCCGAAGAAUCGACAAGCACUGGCGUCUGAUUGGUUGGGCCAACAUUGUUGCUGGUAACACCCUGGAGCCUGUUCAACAGUAA
Messenger RNA from Penicillium taxi, 1527 nucleotides. RefSeq names its product translation initiation factor eIF2 subunit gamma. The transcript has 6 exons. Gene Ontology annotation, molecular function: tRNA binding; GTPase activity; translation initiation factor activity. Lineage: Eukaryota; Fungi; Ascomycota; Eurotiomycetes; Eurotiales; Aspergillaceae. The record is from RefSeq and is a predicted model, not a curated record. Gene Ontology annotation, cellular component: eukaryotic translation initiation factor 2 complex; cytosol. Bases 1 to 1527 code for a protein of 508 amino acids. Gene Ontology annotation, biological process: formation of translation preinitiation complex; positive regulation of translational fidelity.